CAAGGAGCGCAAGGGGGGAGGUGGAGGAGGAAAGAGCCGAUACUGAACUGACCAUAGUAACCCGAGCCUCGGAGCCCACACCGCUAGGCUGUCCCAGCUUUGGCCCGUUCUCCCCGCUCCAGCCUUGGCUUCCAGUGCUCGCUGCCUUUUUAAGCCGCCCAGCUGCCAGCCUUCUGGGCCUUCUUCCUUUGACAUCUCCUAUUCGGCCACGUAACGCAGGAGGCCUCCUCUUCUUUUGCUUGUUGCGGGCCUGCCGAGCGGUGAAUGGCGGUAGUAACACCCGGGGUCACCAUGUCCAAACACGAACAAAUCCUUAUUCUUGACCCGCCCAACGACCUCAAAUUCAAAGGUCCAUUUACAGAUGUGGUAACAACAAACCUAAAACUACGGAACCCAUCAGACAAAAAAGUAUGUUUUAAAGUCAAAACUACAGCACCUCGGCGUUAUUGUGUGCGACCAAACAGUGGCACCAUAGACCCUGGAUCCACAGUCACAGUUUCAGGUCAGUGUACUUAUAUUUUGUUACUUUUAACUUAUGAAAUUGAUAUGUGCUCAUUCUCAUUCUUAAAGCUAAAGCCACUUUUACAUGGAUAUUUCAAAUGGGGCAUUUCUGUUUUAAAAUAGGCAGGUCGCUAUCUAAUGAAUUAUUAAUAUUAUGUAGAUAGGAAGUCUAUUUGUUUGUGUUUUUUGCAUUAUUUAACUUUUUAUUUUUCUUGCAUGUUGAUGAUACAGACAGGCCUCUUUUUAGGUAGUUUUUAAAACGAUACCGACGCGCUCCCAUAGAAAUCAUAGGAGCGUGUCCAUAUCUAGGAGCUGCUGCGCGCCAAAUAGUUUCAAAUAAAAGCCCCCCCCAAAGCUGCCCCCAGCACCGCGAACCUUCAUUAAAGUAAAACUAAAA
Xenopus laevis (African clawed frog) is the source of this 898-nucleotide messenger RNA. It is a transcript of the gene vapa.L, whose product is annotated as VAMP associated protein A L homeolog. Gene Ontology annotation, biological process: neuron projection development. Gene Ontology annotation, molecular function: FFAT motif binding. NCBI's taxonomy places the organism in Eukaryota, Metazoa, Chordata, Amphibia, Anura, Pipidae. The record is from RefSeq and is marked provisional. Gene Ontology annotation, cellular component: bicellular tight junction; plasma membrane; endoplasmic reticulum membrane.